UCGAAGUCUGACCUCUUGGCACAACAGAGAGAUUUAUCAGAGGGGGCAUGUGACUUGUUAAGUAAGACACACAACCCCGGCUUGAAGGAAACAGCUGCUCAUUUAUGCUUUAGCACUUGGCAGCUGGACAAAGAAGGGAGAUGUUUGUGUUGAAUACCUCUGCAGAACCAAGUACAUUUUCUGGUGAAGUGCAGCAGAGAAUGCGACUGACAGUCAUCUAAUGGGGGCCCUCCUGCUCUGCUUCGGUGUGCUGAAAGCACGUUUACUCUUUUGACAAUGGGGUCCAAUACGCUUGGGAAAGCUGCUACACUGAAUGAACUAUUAAGCACCUGCAUUACAAUGUUUGAUCACAAAGGGGAACUGAGUAACAACAAUUUGCCAAGAACCUUCCUUUUAAUGCACCGCUGGUAUCUAACAUCCACAGAACUGGCAGGCAAACUUCUCUCCCUAUAUAGAAAUGCCAACGGGGAAAACUGCAAUGAAAUCCGCUUAAAAAUCUGCUACUUCAUGAGAUACUGGAUUUUGGAAUUUCCAGCAGAAUUUAAUCUAGACCUUGGUUUGGUUCGUCUCACAGAGGAAUUUCAAGAAUUAGCCAGCCGCCUAGGUUACGAAGAGCAUAUCCACCUUAUUGAUAUCUCUAGCAUUCCUUCUUACGACUGGAUGAGAAGAGUCACGCAAAGGAAAAAAACUUCCAAGAAGGGAAAAGCUUGCUUGCUGUUUGAUCACCUGGAACCCAUUGAGCUUGCUGAGCAUCUCACCUUUUUGGAGCAUAAAUCUUUUAGAAGGAUCUCUUUCACAGAUUAUCAGAGCUAUGUGAUCCAUGGCUGCCUGGAGAACAACCCGACCCUGGAAAGAUCAAUCGCUUUAUUUAAUGGCAUCUCUAAGUGGGUCCAGUUGAUGGUCCUUAGCAAACCAACCCCUCAGCAAAGGGCAGAAGUCAUCACAAAAUUCAUUAAUGUUGCACAGAAACUUCUUCAUCUGCAAAAUUUCAAUACCCUGAUGGCUGUUGUCGGUGGACUAAGCCACAGUUCUAUUUCACGUCUCAAAGAAACUCAUUCUCAUCUUUCUCCAGAGGUUACUAAGGAUUGGAAUGAAAUGACCGAACUAGUCUCCUCCAGUGGAAACUACUGCAACUACCGCAAAGCUUUUGCUGACUGUGUUGGCUUCAAAAUCCCCAUCUUAGGCGUCCACUUGAAGGACCUGAUAGCAGUUCAUGUCAUCUUUCCAGACUGGAUCGAUGAGAACAAAGUCAACAUAGUGAAAAUGCAGCAGCUUUCGGUCACCUUGAGCGAGCUGGUUUCCCUGCAGUCUGCUUCUCACCAUCUCGAGCCAAACAUGGACUUAAUUAACCUGCUAACGCUUUCCCUGGAUCUCUACCACACAGAAGACGAUAUCUACAAACUCUCACUGGUGCUGGAACCACGAACUUCUAAAUCACAGCCUACCUCUCCAACAACUCCUAAUAAGCCAGUGGUGCCUCUGGAGUGGGCAUCUGGAAUAAUACCAAAACCAGAUCCGAGUAUCAUCAACAAACACAUCCAAAAACUAGUUGAUUCUGUUUUUAGGAACUAUGAUCAUGACCACGAUGGCUAUAUCUCUCAAGAAGACUUUGAAAGCAUAGCAGCUAAUUUUCCUUUCCUGGACUCGUUCUGUGUAUUAGACAAAGAUCAGGACGGUCUUAUCAGCAAAGGAGAAAUGAUGGCUUAUUUUCUGAGGGCCAAAUCGCAGCUGCAGUGUAAGAUGGGACCUGGUUUCAUACAUAACUUCCAGGAGAUGACCUAUCUUAAACCAACUUUCUGUGAGCACUGUGCUGGAUUUCUCUGGGGUAUAAUCAAGCAAGGCUACAAAUGCAAAGAUUGUGGUGCCAACUGUCAUAAACAGUGCAGAGAUCUGCUAGUUCUAGCCUGCAGGAAGUUUGCCAGAGGAACAUCACUGAGUAGCAAUCACGAUUCUCUGCCAAAUAGUCCAUCAUUGCCAGCAGUGCAAGAUGAAGUCUUCAAUUUUCCCAGCGUAGCUCCACGAAACCAGGAUCUAGACAGCCGAGCAAUCACACUUGUGACUGGCUCUUCUCAGAAGAUUUCGGUGCAUCUGCAACGGGUGACCACCAGCCAAGCCACUCAGACAGAGCCACUGUGGCAUGAGCCUGGUUGGGGUGAUUCAGGAUCUCACACAUUCCCCAAAAUGAAGUCCAAGUUCCAUGGCAAAUCAGGAAAGAACAAAGGCUUUGCAAAAUGGGAGAAUAAUGAAAAACCCAACAUUCAAGCCAAUAUGAUCAAAGCAGUAGCAAGUAUAGCAGAUGUGUUGGACCAGAAUGGAACAGAAACUCUCCUAGAACAGCAGGAAAUGGAGGCCAGCUGAUCUAAGUCUGCCCCUGUGACAAAAGAUGGAAGUUACUUCAAGAAAGCACAAUGUGAUCUUCUAUAGAUUGCCAAAUUGGUUGAAUUUUGUACAACUGAUAAUAUUCCAUAGAUUUUUCUUUUAUCCCAUGACAGAAAUGUAACAACGGAGUACAUUAUUUAUUUUCUCACAUAGGUUAAGUAACUUGAUAAAUCUUGCACAGACAGAAAACAAAGGAGGGUUAUAGCUCCGGGGUGUCAAUGAUGGUUGCUAUUUCUCAGGCAAGAAAUUUCACCACUACCAAAGACUCACUGAUUCCUAGAAGUAUCACAAUUACCACAGUAGUGGGGAACAGACUUGUGUGUGGCAAAUGUUGUUCGUUAAUGUUGUACAUUCUGAUGUGCACAGUGUUCUUGCCUCUGUUCUCCUUUUGUGUUUGAAAGACUGCAUUCUUUAUCUGGCGCUGACAGCAAGAUCGGUGGCCUUUGAAAAUUCACAUAUCUCAGCGUUUCUCGCAUCACACAGAGUCCCUCUGCACUCCCAGUUUAAUGUUUUCCAUAGGCAGGGUUUUCUUUUUCUUUUUUUCCAACAAAAUUGAAAGAUGUUUACAUUUUUCCAUUAAAUGUGUGACAAACUACUGAUGUAUGUAGGAGUAACUUCAACAUUCCCAGCACUGAGUAAUUAGAUGAAGUAAUUCUAAACAUACACUGGGUGUGGAAAGGCUUGUGGAAUUCCGGUAGUUUCAUUUAGUCAUGUGGCUGGUGAAGGAAUUGGAGGAAAAGGGUCUCACCAUUGCUGGUCCUUAGGCUGAAGUAAUGAAAUCAUGUAGCUAGUUUCAUGGUUAUUGCAUUUUGUUUUGUUUUUCACACGUUUCAACCACCUGGAAAUUAAAUAAAGCAACUCUGGAUUUCAUAAAGAGCAAA
Molecule: messenger RNA, 3260 nt
Organism: Elgaria multicarinata webbii
Lineage: Eukaryota; Metazoa; Chordata; Lepidosauria; Squamata; Anguidae
Gene: RASGRP3
Product: RAS guanyl releasing protein 3
Exons: 17
Coding region: 277-2358 (693 amino acids)
Biological process (GO): positive regulation of GTPase activity; Ras protein signal transduction
Cellular component (GO): plasma membrane
Molecular function (GO): guanyl-nucleotide exchange factor activity; calcium ion binding
Source: RefSeq, a predicted model, not a curated record